AUGGAGCUCAGUCAACUUCCUCUUGUGUUCUUGCUGAUUUCAAUCAUCCACUCUGGACAAACUGAAGAAAGACCAAAACCCAAAGUGACCAUUAAACCUGCUCAACAUGUGUUCAGAGGAGAGAAAGUCACUCUCAGAUGUGACAUAUAUGAUGAAGGAGUCACUAGCUGGAGCUACAGAUGGUAUAAAGAAGGUUUAAGCAGUGUUUUGAGUGAUGAACAGGAACACACAUUCAGUUCUGUUACUGAGUCUGACGCAGGUAAAUACUCCUGUUAUGGAUUUAAAGGAUCACGCUGGUCUCACCACAGUGAUGCAGUUACGCUGACAGUAUCAGGUGUUUCUAAACCAGCUCUGACUGUUGAGCCUCAGAGUUCAGUGUUCACUGGAGACUCAGUUACUCUGAGAUGUGAGGGGAUUCAGUCACAGAAUGGAUGGGAGUUUCUCUGGAGAAAAGACUCAAACCGUGAAUCUACUGGAGCUGCAACUAAAACAAUCAAUCCUGUGACAGUCUCUGAUGGAGGAGAGUACAGCUGCAGAGCACGAAGAGGAAGAUAUUACACAGAUUACACAGAUUACAGUAAACCAGCAGCAGUAACAAUACACGGCAAACCAAAACCCAAAGUGACCAUUAAACCUCUACAUGUGUUCAGAGGAGAGACAGUCACUCUCAGAUGUGACAUAUAUGCUGAAGGAGUCACUAGCUGGAGCUACAGCUGGUAUAAAGAUAAUUCAAGUGUUUUCAGUGAUGGACAGGAACACACAUUCAGUUCUGUUACUGAGUCUGACGCAGGUGAAUACUCCUGUAAAGGAUCAGAGACAGAAGGAUCACGCUGGUCACAAACGAGUGAUAAAGUUACACUGACAGUAUCAGAUCCCAGAGCAGUUUUAAGUGUUUCUCCUCAGAAGUGGUUGACUGAAGGAGAUCCAGUGACUCUGAUCUGUGAGGUUCACAGCUUCUCUACAGGCUGGACAUUCAGCUGGUUCACUUUAACUGACUCAGCAGAGAACAGGCAUCAGUAUAAUCUGCUCUCAGACAGCAGCAGAGGAGCAGGAGGAAACUACACUGUCAGUUCUGCUGUAAAUCACACAGGAGUUUAUGUGUGCAGCGCAGAGAGAGAGAAACCAGUCUAUAAAACACAGCACAGCAACACACAGCAGCUGUGGGUCACUGGUGUUUCUCCUCCAGUCUCUCUGAUCGUCAGUCCCAGCAGAACUCAACACUUCACAUCUGUCUCUCUCUCUCUGAGCUGUGAGGACCAGAGUAACUCUACUGGAUGGAGAGUGAGAAGAUACACAGACAGUGGACGACUGGAAGAUUGUUCUUCAUUACGUCGAGGAUCACAAACAGGAUCUACAUGUACAAUCAGCUUCACCUAUGCAUCACACACUGGAGUGUACUGGUGUCAGUCUGAAUCUGGAGAGAAACAUCAUCCUGUUAAUAUCACUGUACACUCUGGUGUGAUUCUGGAGAGUCCUGUUCAUCCUGUGACUGAAGGAGAUCAUCUGACUCUACGCUGUUUAUAUCGACACACAACCGCUCCAAACCUCAGAGCUGAUUUCUAUAAAGAUGGAUCACUCAUCCAGAAUCAAACUACAGAGAUGAGCAUCACUACUGUCUCAAAGUCACAUGAGGGUUUCUACUCCUGCAAACACCCAGAGAGAGGAGCGUCACCCGAGAGCUGGAUCUCAGUCAGAGCUCCCACAGACACAAGAUCUGAUGGUCUCAAACCCAUGAUAAUUGGAGUCACUGCAGGACUGACUCUCACAGUUUUCAUCAUUGUCUUGCUCCUGCUGUGGCGCUACAGAAACAAAGGUGGCAGAUCUCAGUCUCCCUCUUCUGUCAGUCAACAGCAGAUCAGCAGUCAGACAUCAGACCAGAACCAGAGUGAAGCCGGACACAACUCACUGCUGUCUGGAACUGAUCAUAUUUAUGACUCUGUUGAUGCAACUGUUAAUAAUGACCGUGUUAGUGAGCUUACUGAACUCACCUAUGCUGAGAUUGAACUGAAAUCUACAACAAAACAGAAGAAAAAGAAAGAAAAUAAAGAGAAUGAAACGGAGAGUUCUGACUGCUUUUACUCUAAACUCAUGCUGCAAACAGAUCAAGGUGCUGGAUCUAGUGAUGUGACGUAUGCUCAGGUUAAAUACAAAUAUGGCACGAGAAGAAACUUUCAAUCCCAGGAUACUGAUGAGAUUCUGCUGAGAAGGGCUGAAAAUGACACGAUCAUCAAUGAUUAAUAAUACGCUUUAUUGAGCACCUGAUGGCAAUAGAUUUAUCAGCACUUAAUAUCAGUGAUUCAAACCGUCAUGUGCGUCAGAAAGAAAAUGAGAAUGGUUUUGGUUUAGUACUGCAGUGUGUAUUGUAAGUCAAAAAGGUUGUGGAAAUAUUAAGGAAUUGUAAUAUUGUGAUUAUCCAGCAAUAACAAACAACUGAAAAAAAAUUAAAUAAAAUAAAUCCAUAGAAAUAGAUUAGUCAAAAUGUUAUAGCUUGCUUGUUUUGUCUUAUCCUAUUUAUGUUUUAUCAUAUUUUAAUUAAAAAAAGUGUUUGAGUGUAUAAGAAGAUUUGGAGUCAGUAAGAUUUUUAAAAAAUUAUUUAUUAUUAUUAUUAUUAUUUUGAAAUAAAAUAAUACUUUUGUUCAGCAAGGAAGCUUUAAAUUGAUCAGAAGGACACUUAUAAUGUUUAAAAAAAAGAAUCUUGAGAAAAAAAGUAUCAUGUUUCCACAGAAAUAUGAAGCAGCACAAACUGUUUUCCGCAGUGAUUAUAACAAGAAAUGUUUCUUAUUCAGAAAUAUUAGAACGAUAUUCAGCAUAUUACAAUGAUUUCUGAAGGAUCAUGUGACGCUGAAGACUGAAAAAUGAGAUUUGAUCUCAGGAAUAAAUUACAUGUUUUUAAAUAUAUUCAAAUAGAAAACAGUUAUUUUAAAUUUUAGUAAUAUUUCACAAUAUAAUACUAUUUUUACUGUAUCUGGUCAAAUAAAUACAGCCUCGGUGAGCAGAAGAGACUUCCUAAUAAAAAAUUAAUAAAAAAUACUAACCCCAAACUUUUGAAUGGCUGUAUUUGAACUUAUUUUUGUAAUUUUACUUAAAUAUUUUUUUGCUAAGAUAAAUAAUACCAAACAUUGCAUAUAUUCUCAGUUAUGUAUUAUUAUAAUUUCCAACUGUAUGUUUUCAUUCCAGACAGAUAUAAUUGUUAGGUUUUUAGGGUGCAGUGUGAGCAUGAAGACUUUGGUCGUCAUAGAAACGAUGCUGACGUUCGCGUUUACUGUUCAACAAAUAACAUCCCUGAACAAACCUAAUGUGCAAUUUAAACAUAUUAAACUAACGAUUUUUCAUAAAUAUUACUUCUGUAUUGUUUAUUAUAUUUGAGAAUAUUA
Messenger RNA from Onychostoma macrolepis, 3374 nucleotides. RefSeq names its product Fc receptor-like protein 5. The record is from RefSeq and is a predicted model, not a curated record. The transcript is spliced from 15 exons. Gene Ontology annotation, molecular function: transmembrane signaling receptor activity. The coding region runs from base 1 to 2238 and encodes 745 amino acids. NCBI's taxonomy places the organism in Eukaryota, Metazoa, Chordata, Actinopteri, Cypriniformes, Cyprinidae. Gene Ontology annotation, biological process: cell surface receptor signaling pathway.